Haemorhous mexicanus (house finch) is the source of this 2346-nucleotide messenger RNA. RefSeq lists its product as uncharacterized. The record is from RefSeq and is a predicted model, not a curated record. The transcript is spliced from 4 exons. Lineage: Eukaryota; Metazoa; Chordata; Aves; Passeriformes; Fringillidae. The coding region runs from base 148 to 2346 and encodes 732 amino acids.
GGAACUCCGGGCCACCCUGUACCGCUUUGAUGACACCUGGUGGUGCCACAAUGUCACCUCCAAUGAUGAUGAUGACCCUGUCACCUCCGAUGAUGAUGACCCUCCCAUCUCCCUGAGCCAGGCCCUGAUCACCUGCAAGAGCACCCCAUGGACCAUCCGGAAGCGUGUGACGAUGGCGGCCAGCAAGUGGCAGGGGUUGGUGGCUGCGCUUGCACGCAGGAGCUGCAGCACUUGCUCAGGGACAUCAAGCCUGCCCUGAAGGGGACAAAGGACACAUACCCCAAUGUCCCUGAGGACUUGGUGGCCAAGGUGGCCAUGGCUGAGCAGCUGUGGGAGGCCAACACCCGCCUGGCCAAGGAUCACCUGCUGGGGACACUUCCAGACAGCAUCACGUUCUAUUUCUAUUGUGGUCCUGCUGGCCCCAAUGCCUGUGAAGUGGCCGAGCAGUGCCAAAGAGCCAUCAAGGACAUCCCAAGGCUCCUUCGACCCCCGGAGCGUCCCCAGAGCGUCCCCAAGGUGUCCCCAGUGAGCAUGGAGCUCCAAGAGCUGUCCCUGGCCCGGCUGCAGCCACAGGUCACUGUGGUGGCCAUCCUGGGUCAGUUGCUGGACACCAUGCCCUGGCUGGACAAGGAGAUGCUGCCCGUGUCCCGAAGGUGCCUGUACUGGGACCUGGAGGAAUUCACCAAGGAGCUCCAGACCACCCUGUACCAUAUUGGUGGCACACAGUGGCACCGCACUGUCACCUCUGAUGAUGAUGGCCCACCCGCCACCCUGAGCCAGGCCCUGGCUACCUAUGAGAGCACCCCAGGGACCACCCGGGACCAUGUGACAAUGGUGGCCAGCAAGUGGCAGGGGUCAGUGGCUCUGCUUGUGAACAGCUGGGCCAAACUGGCCAGGGCAGCCACCAAGUUCCUCAACACCUGCAGGGAUUUGGCCACCGAGGCAGAUGACAAGGUGGCAACUGCCACUGCCAGGGCCAGGGAGCUGCAGGUCAAGGCUGCCCGUUAUGGGACAGCUCAGGAAAACAUGGUGGAGCUGGGUCAGGUGCUGGGCAGGGAAGAGGGAGCCAGAGUAGUGGCCAGGCCUGAAGCGCGGGUAAGGAGAGAGGCCUGGGUGGCCACCAGCGAGGCAACAAGGGCCACCAUGGUGAGACAGCGGGUGGAGGCGGCCCUGGGGCUGCUGGAGGGCUUGGUGGCUGCGUGUGACGAAGCCACAGCCUUCCCCCGGGAGCUGCAGCGCCUGCUCAGGGACAUCGAGGCCACCCUGGAGGGGACAAAUGAGGCAUCCCCUGAUGUCCCUGAGGACUUGGUGGCCAAGGUAGCUGAGGCUGAGCGGCUGUGGGAGGCCAACACCCACCUGGCCCAGGAUCACCUGCUGCAGGCAGUUCCAGACUUCACUGAAUUCUUGUUCAACAGUUGUCCCACUGGCCCCCGUGCCAGUGAGGUGGCUGAGCAGUGCCAAAGAGCCAUCGAGGACAUCCCAAGGCUCCUUCGACCACUGGAGCGUCCCCAGAGUGUCUCCAAGGUGACCCCAGUGAGCAAGGAGCCCCAAGAGCUGUCCUCAGCCCGGCUGCAGCCACAGGUCAGCGUGGUGGCCAUCCUGGGCAAGCUGCUGGCCACCCUGCCCAGUCAAGACAAGAUGAAGGUCGUGUCCGCAGUGGACCUCUACAGGGACCUGGAGGAAUUCACCAAGGACCUCUGGGCCACCCUGUACCACAUUGAUGGCACCUGGUGGUGCCGGGAUGUCACUGUGGAUGAUGAUGACCCUGUCACCUCCCUGAGCCAGGCCCUGGCCGCGUAUGAGAGCACCCCAUGGACCCCCCAGAACCGUGUGACAAUGGCAGCCAGCAAGUGGCACACAUCCGUGUCUGUGCUCAUGAACAGCUGGGCCAAGCUGGCCAGGAAGGCCACCAAGCUCCGCAAUGCCUGCAAGAGGGCGGUCAGUGAGGCGGCCGACAUGGUGGCUGCCACCACCGCCCGGGCCAGGCACCUGCAGGACAUGCUUGCCCGUUAUUGGACAGCUCAGGAAAACAUGGUAAAGCUGGGUCAGGCCCUGGGCGGGGAGGAGGGGACCAAGAAGUUGGAUGCCCAUGAAGCCCGGGUGAGGGAACAGGCCAUGGAGGCCACCAGCGAGGCAACAAGGGCCACCAUGGUGAGACAGCAGGUGGAGGUGGCCCUGGGGCUGCUGGAGCACUUGGUGGCCGUGUGUGACGAAGCUGCCGCGUUCCCCCGGGAGCUGCAGCGCCUGCUCAGGGACAUCGAGGCAGCCCUGAAGGGGACAAAUGAGGCGUCCCCCGAUGUCCCCGAGGCCUUGGUGGCCAAGGUGGCCGUGGCCGAGCGGCUGUAG